Molecule: messenger RNA, 1049 nt
Organism: Brassica oleracea var. oleracea
Lineage: Eukaryota; Viridiplantae; Streptophyta; Magnoliopsida; Brassicales; Brassicaceae
Product: plasma membrane-associated cation-binding protein 1-like
Exons: 5
Coding region: 155-853 (232 amino acids)
Cellular component (GO): plasma membrane
Source: RefSeq, a predicted model, not a curated record
UAUAUGACGUGAAGGGGUUUUCAGAGAAACAAUUAAUCAGUUUCGUGUGUUUCAAAGAAGAAGAAGAACAGAUCGAGACGGAGAUCUCGAAAGAGAUUUAUCAUCUCAAAAUCGUUCGAGUUGAGUAGGUUUAUUUCAGGUAAAAUUAUCAAAAAUGGGUUACUGGAAUUCCAAGGUUGUUCCAAGGUUCAAGAAGAUAUUCGAGAAGAGUAGUGUUAAGAAAGCUGCCGCUGCUGAAGCUUGCAAGACCUUUGAUGAGUCUAAGGAAGCAAUCAACAAGGAAAUUGAGGAGAAAAAGACAGAACUCCAACCGAAGGUCGUGGAAACCUAUGAGGCCACGUCUGCCGAAGUCAAGGCUUUGGUGAGAGACCCUAAGGAGGCUGGUUUGAAGAAAAACUCAGCAGCCGUGCAGAAGUAUCUCGAGGCGCUUGCCGCUAUCGAAUUUCCCGGAUCAACGGCUGUGAAAGACGCUGCGUCUAGCUUCGGAGCUGGCUAUGUCUCCGGACCAGUCACGUUCAUAUUCGAGAAGGUAUGUGUGUUCCUUCCCGAGGAGGUUAAGACACGGGAAGUACCGGUGAAGGAAGUGAAAGCCGAAGAACCGGCCAAAACCGAGGAGCCAGCCAAAACCGAAGAACCAAGUGGUGAGAAAGAGGAGAUUGUUGAAAAGACCGUUACAACCGCUGUCGUUGAGGAGCAAAAACCAGAGGUCGCCAAGGAGGAGGAGAAAAAACCUAUCGAAGAAGUGAAAAAAGAAGAAGCUGCACCAUCCCCGGCUCCAGAGGUGGUUGAAAGUCCGGCUAAGGCACCAGAGACGACGACGCCGGCGCCAGUGGCUGAGCCAUCAAAGCCUUGAUUUGAUUCAAGACGGUAUGGUUGCUUCUCUUUGUAUGAAAACAUCUGUACGUAAAAAAUGAAAGGAACAAAAAACCUUUUUUCAUUCUUUUUAUUUUAUUUUGUUUGUCUGUGUUCUUUUUUUUUGGUAAGUCUUUAAUGUGGUUUUAUUUACGUUUAUGUGAAUACAAAAUGUUUGUUAAUGUUUUUUUCCUAUA